CAUCCUCCAUUUCACUUUAGUAUAGAAAUAACCUCGUCGGUGUACUGACUGAAAUUCGCGAACCGUGGGCCUAACAUACCAGAGUUUUUGAAAAUCGAAAGAAUUUUCUUUUUUGUUCUCCAAAUAUUUUUCCGUUAAUUUCAACAAUUUUUUGUUGAAACGUUUUGUUACGUGUGGGUGAUUGAAAAAGGAAUUGCAAAAUGGCUGGACGUUCCGGAGCAAGAAGUCGCAGAACCCGAAUGUACGAUUGUAACUUCAAUAUGGGCCAACAAUACUACAAAUCGGCACUGGACAAUUUAGAUAGAAAACAAAGUGGAAACGCCCCACUGGAUAGAUUGUUAUCGCCACGACCGAAGAUCAAUGUCGACGAUUUGUUCGAAGAGGACCUACAGAAGGCCAGACAUCGUGCCGAAAGGGCCAUCACCGAGGAUGCAUUUUUCGAUUCACGCGGUGCUCGCAUACCGAAAAGUUCGAUCAAACAAUCCAACUAUGAAGAUGAUAUCGAUGAGGAGGUUCAAGCAUCACUAAACCGAAUCCGCGCAAGCAAAAAAUUAACUACAAUGCCAAAGGAAUUGGACUUUGAAGAGACAAUCAACACGGUAAAACGACGGGCUAAACUUGAUUUGGGGGAAAAGUUGCUAGAUGCAGCUGGUGAUGAUGAGGUUGGAUCAACAAUCAGACGUCGUGCACUGAAGAUGGUCACCACAGCCUCAAACGAUUAUAUCGAUCCGAAAAAUCUAACCAAAUGGACAGCACUCGAUGAUGGCAAUUCAAAUUCAGCGGCUUCCGUUCGAGCUAAAGCAUCCAAGGCUCGUUUGAACGAUUUGGAAUCGGAAAUGUUUGAACGGUCCGAGAAGCAAAUGGCACGCGAAAAGCGAUCGGCGCAGAUGAAGCAAUUUUUGGUUGAAAGUGAAAUUGACACUAGCAACGUUGUGAAUAAGUCUGACAAACUUGUAAAUUAUUAAGAUAAGUUAACUACUUCCUUAUGUAAGGUAUUAGUUUGUAGGACGCACAAAAAACCGAAAAAAGA
Bradysia coprophila is the source of this 1030-nucleotide messenger RNA. RefSeq lists its product as uncharacterized. The record is from RefSeq and is a predicted model, not a curated record. Lineage: Eukaryota; Metazoa; Arthropoda; Insecta; Diptera; Sciaridae.